Molecule: messenger RNA, 1455 nt
Organism: Geodia barretti
Lineage: Eukaryota; Metazoa; Porifera; Demospongiae; Tetractinellida; Geodiidae
Source: the annotation of a GenBank genome assembly
AUGUUCCAGGGCGUGACGGAGCCGGGAGGCGGAACCGGGGCCGUCGACCGUGCGCUGGACGGGGCGAUUUCGCAACUGAUCGCCGACGGCGAGAUCAAGGGGAAGCUGGGCGAACUGACGCUGAUCCACACGCUGGGCCGGGUUUCCGCCAAGCGUGUGGUGGUGGCCGGCUUGGGCAAGCCGGCGGAUUUCGACACGGCCGCCGUGCGACGCGUCAGUGGCGACGUGGCCCGGUUCCUGCGGCGCAAAGGCGUCGACGAAUACGCGACCAUCGCCCACGGCGCGGGCAUCGGCGGGCUGAACGCUGUCGAGUCGGCGCAGGCCAUCGCCGAAGGCACCCUGCUUGGCCUGUACAAGUUCGACACCUACCGCAGCGGCGGCAACGGAACCUCUGGAGAUAGCGACGCGGACAGUGAUGGCGACGGGGUCGGCAGCGUCACGAUUGUGGAGCGCGAUGCAGGAACGGUGAGCGACCUGACCGCCGGCGUUUCCGUGGGAACGGUGUUGGCGGAAUCGACGAUGCUGGCGCGGGACCUGGUGAACCAUCCGGCGAACGUGAUGACACCUACGAAGAUGGCCGAAGCGGCGCGGGAGGUUGCGGAAUCAGUCGGUCUGGAAUUGGAUGUCAUGGACCGGGACCGGAUGCGAGAGCACGGGAUGGGCGCUUUCCUGGGGGUAGCGCAAGGCAGCGAGGAACCGCCCAAGCUCAUCGUACUGACCUACCGCGGAGACCCGGAUAAUCCGCAGAACAACCUGGGUUUGGUGGGCAAGGGCAUCACCUUUGAUACCGGCGGGAUCUCGUUGAAACCCGCCGCCAACAUGGAGGCGAUGAAGGGAGACAUGGCCGGCGGCGCUUCCGUGAUCGCCGCAAUGCGCGCCAUCGGGUCGUUGCAGCCCCGCAUUAACGUGACCGGGCUGAUCGCGGCUACGGAGAACAUGCCCGGCGGGCGGGCGCAGCGUCCCGGGGACGUGGUGACCGCGAUGAACGGCAAGACUAUCGAGGUUAUCAACACGGACGCUGAGGGUCGGCUGGUGCUGGCCGAUGCGCUGUGCUACGCGCGCAGCCUGGGGAUCACCCGGCUGGUUGACGUGGCAACGCUCACGGGCGCGAUGGUGGUAACGCUGGGAAAGGCGUGCACCGGCAUGAUGGGUAACUCCCACAAAUUGGCGAAAGACGUCGGGGUCGCCGGGGAGCGCAGCGGCGAACGUUUCUGGGAACUGCCCAUGCUUGAAGAUUACCGGGAGCUGAUCCGCUCCGACGUGGCCGACAUGAAGAACACGGGCGGGCGGCAAGCCGGCUCGAUAACCGCGGCGAUGCUCCUGCGUGAGUUCGCGGAAGACGCGGAUUGGGUCCACCUGGACAUCGCCGGCACCUCCACCGCCUCGGGCAACAAGGGACACGUGGUGAAGGGGGCCACCGAGUACCAACCCGGACGCUGGCCCAACUGGCGAUGA